Molecule: messenger RNA, 1497 nt
Organism: Uloborus diversus
Lineage: Eukaryota; Metazoa; Arthropoda; Arachnida; Araneae; Uloboridae
Gene: Mettl14
Product: N6-adenosine-methyltransferase non-catalytic subunit-like
Exons: 10
Coding region: 95-1390 (431 amino acids)
Cellular component (GO): nucleus; RNA N6-methyladenosine methyltransferase complex
Molecular function (GO): mRNA binding
Source: RefSeq, a predicted model, not a curated record
AAGCAAUGGCGGCUUCCAUGGAUUGUGUCUAAGAUUGUUUACUUUGUAAUUUUGUAUUUACCUGAUAUAAGUACAUUUUAUAUUUGCUCAUAAAAUGGAAACCCUUAAGGUUUUAAAAGAAAAAUCGCAGAAAAGAAGGCAACUUUUAGCUCAACAGCUCGGAGCUGGAAGCACGGAGAAUUUAAGCUCUAUUCUUGGAAGUAAAGAUGAUCGUAUAGCAAGCUCAUCUCUUAAAAAGACGAAAACGGAAUUAGAAGCUGCAUACAGUGCAGAACGUAUUAAAGAAGAGAUCAAAGCGGCAGAAUUACCGUUGUGUGGUAAUCCUCCAAAUGAAAGUGAUGAUGUAUCUGAAGUAAGAACUUACACAGACUCGAGUACCUUUUUAAAAGGAACACAAAGUGCAAAUCCUCAUAAUGAUUACUGUCAGCAUUUUGUAGAUACUGGGCAACGACCACAAAAUUUUAUUAGAGAUGUUGGACUUGCUGAUCGUUUUGAAGAAUAUCCGAAAUUAAAAGAGCUUAUUAGGUUAAAAGACGAUCUCAUAGCUAAAACUGCUACACCACCCAUGUACUUAAAAUGUGACCUUGAAGCUUUUGACUUUCGAGAAUUACAUUGUAAGUUUGAUGUCAUACUUGUUGAAGCACCUUUAGAGGAAUACCAAAGAACCUACGGUAUGACGAACAUGAAAUUCUGGACUUGGGAAGAGAUUAUGAAGCUUGAAAUUGAGGAAGUAGCUGCACCUCGCUCUUUUAUUUUUUUAUGGUGUGGAUCAUCAGAUGGACUUGAUUUAGGACGUCAGUGCUUAAGAAAAUGGGGUUUUCGGAGAUGUGAAGAUAUUUGUUGGAUUAAAACUAACAUAAAAAAUCCUGGUCAUUCAAAAAACUUAGAGCCUAGAGCUAUUUGUCAAAGAACAAAGGAGCAUUGCUUAAUGGGCAUAAAAGGUACCGUUAGAAGAAGUACUGAUGGGGAUUUCAUUCACGCAAAUAUUGAUAUUGAUCUUAUAAUAUCAGAAGAACCAGAGUACGGGAGCAUUGCCAAGCCAGAAGAAAUCUUCCACAUCAUUGAACACUUUUGUCUUGGUAGACGUCGUUUGCAUGUCUUUGGCAGGGAUGUCACAGUUCGACCUGGUUGGCUGACCAUUGGACCUGCUCUCACAAACAGCAAUUUUAACGUUGAAACAUAUAAUUCCUAUUUCAAUAAGGGUGCUGAAGAUUACCUGACGGGCUGUACUGAGCGAAUCGAAGCCCUUCGCCCUAAAUCUCCUCCAUUGAAAUCUAAAGGAGGUGGAGGUGUAGGGACUUCUAAUCGAGGAGCCAAUUCUCGCGGUGGAAGCAAUCGUUCGAAGAAUUUUGGUGGACGUGGUAGAGGAUCACAUAGAGGAAGACAAUGAAAGAGAAAGACAAUUUUAAGUCAGCAAACAAAAAAGUAUUUUAUGAUUUUUAAGUAUUUUUGUGCUGUAGUUACUUGAAAAAUAAAAUUUUUUAAUCUUUCACUUGA